This is a messenger RNA of Arachis stenosperma, 756 nucleotides long. RefSeq lists its product as uncharacterized. The transcript has a single exon. Gene Ontology annotation, molecular function: nucleic acid binding. The coding region runs from base 1 to 756 and encodes 251 amino acids. The record is from RefSeq and is a predicted model, not a curated record. Lineage: Eukaryota; Viridiplantae; Streptophyta; Magnoliopsida; Fabales; Fabaceae.
AUGGAGGGUGUCUUGGACGAAAAUCCAUCAAGCCAAGACAACUCCAGACCACGUCAUCCCACCCCAGAACAACAAGAGGUCAUAAACCAAGCCCGGAUGGCCAGCACCAUCCACCGAACAAACGAGCACAUAAUUGCAGAUCCACAACAUCCCGAGAAGGCAAGGGACAAAGCGACACAGAUCAUUCAGGAUCUCUGCCUCCGAGUCCAGGAACUUGAAGGUAAACUUACCAACAAAAUAAUCGUUAAAGGACUCAAGAAACGACUCGACGAAGCCAAGGGACUAUGGGCAGAUGAGCUAGGGUCAGUCCUAUGGUCGUACCGAACAACACCACAAACGAGCACGGGAGAAACGCCCUUCCGACUAACAUACGGCGUGGAAGCAGUCAUCCCAGUGGAGAUCGGGGACCCCAGCCCCAGGAAAACGGUCGGAGGUAACGACGAAGAAGCAGAACGAGACCUCGUGGACGAAGAAAGAAGCAUAGCUCACGUCAAAGAGUUAGCGCUCAAACAAAGAAUCAGCCUAAGGUACAAUCACGGCGUCAUCCGACGAGAAUUUGCUGACAACGACCUUGUCCUACGACGAAACGAUGUCGGUCCCCCGACCCCGGGAGAAGGAAAGCUCGCCCCCAACUGGGAAGGACCAUACAGAAUCAAGGCCGUAAUUGGAAAAGGAGCGUAUAAACUCGAACGACUAGACGGCAGCGAAAUACCAAGAACUUGGAACGCAGCCAACUUGCGAAGAUACUACACUUAA